Messenger RNA from Micropterus salmoides (largemouth bass), 5143 nucleotides. Its product is annotated as polyunsaturated fatty acid lipoxygenase ALOX15B-like. Gene Ontology annotation, biological process: lipid oxidation; linoleic acid metabolic process. Gene Ontology annotation, molecular function: oxidoreductase activity, acting on single donors with incorporation of molecular oxygen, incorporation of two atoms of oxygen; iron ion binding; protein binding. The record is from RefSeq and is a predicted model, not a curated record. Lineage: Eukaryota; Metazoa; Chordata; Actinopteri; Centrarchiformes; Centrarchidae. The coding region runs from base 2607 to 4640 and encodes 677 amino acids. The transcript has 15 exons.
GAGGGUAGCUAGUGUUUGGAAGGGAGAGGAGAGCUGCGUGCUGCAGCUCGCUGUUUCCUGAGGGCGUGUCGGAGUUGCCGCUCGGCGAGCGUUACAUAAGGCGCGUUUAGCUUUCACCCCUGUGACGUCACAGGGAUGAAAGGGAAGCAGCUGGACUCCAAACGAGCUGUUUUCAAGCACGCCUUUGGGCUAUUUCACUUUGCAAACCUAUUCCACGCACAAAAAAAGAGACGACUCAAUAUAAUAAUAGAAUACCAGAAUACCACCUCUUCAAAAUAUUCUGCUCUGUGUAAAUUAACUCUUCUACACUUGUCCCCUGCAUGUCUCCGUAUUUACUUUGCAUCGUCUGUUUCCCGCCGCCUCUCCGUCCUCCCGCGUUCCUCUCAGUAACAGCUGUGGUUCUUCACCGUCGCUGCUCUUCCUUCGUCUCUGGUAGAACUUUCUUCUUUAGCUGCGGAGUAGACAAUCUGCUUCCUGUUUCCACCGGCACGCACGUGCUCAGUGCACGUGAGCGGUCACGUUUUCAGCUGCAUACAGAUGGUGAUUGAUUCUGAUACGCAGCCGAAACGCUGGUGUGGGCGGAGAUCGUUUUUUAGACGUAGAUGUGUGAAUGUGUCCUCUAAGGUCAUCCUGUAGAUCUGUGGUUCUCUCUGGUCCGGGGAGUUCUGCAGAACCUGAAAAUCAGACUGCAGGUCCGUAAAUGCUUGUGCAAGAGUAGGAGCUGCCGUGCACAACACUGUGUCAUCACUAUAAAGGUGAAAAUUACACUUACUCACAGGAACACAAAUGUUUUUGAGCACAUUUUCAUAAAAAAAAAAAACCCUGAGCAGAAACCAAAACAAUCUGGAAACAUCUCAGAACAGUCAAGUUCUCAAACAGAUACUUGUGUUUGUCAGAACCAACAACUAAUAACCUGGUUUAUCUGCAUUUAGCCACAAAAACUUCACAUCCAUCCAUUCUUUAGUUUCUGACAUGACUCUAAAGGAUUCAGGAGGUCGUUCUGCUUCACAGCUGGAUAAGACGCCCGGGUUCAGUCCCCCACUGUGACCCCUCGUUGCUCCAGAGGCGCGACCUCUGACCUGUAUAGCAGCUGUAAGUCGCUUUGGAUAAAAUCAUCAGCUAAAUGAAUGUAAUGGUCUGUCGUUGGCGAAAACUUGAAACAUCUAAUGACGCCGCGGCGAUGCAGACCGUAAAAGCUGUGAUUGGUCGGCUUGAUAGCAUAAUUUCCUCCAAGCCCACAGGAAGUUUGCAACGUUCUGCAACGGGCUUCAAGGUAUGUUUUCUUCUGUUUGGUGGUCAUGUCACAAUGUGUUACCCAAUCAGUUGCGACAAAAAUGUAGUGCGCCUUCCUACACGACAGGGUGUUCGAGGCACCGCCGUUUCUGUUGGGCGCUGAACUCGCCCCAGUUUACUAGCGGCCGUAAAAUGUUUCACUAUCAGAGUUUGGUCGAUAACAUUUGGAAAGUCUAGAAGAGCCGCGCGGCACAUUCAAGUUGGCGGAGGCUAAACAGGAAGUUGACACAAACGAACAUGUUGCCCCGCCGCCGAUGGUGUAAUUGCAGAGCACGUCACCAGGGCAAGAUGGCGGCUGCCGUAUCCGGGAAAUUUUGGCUUUGUACAGAGGCAGGAAGUGGAGACGCGGCGGCCAUCUUUAUCUACAGUCACAGCUCCGCCCCCUCCUGCAGCCGGAUGAUAAAGUCCCCCCCGACUCUCCCUCCUCCGACUUUAACAGAUUAUCAGUUAUUAAUAAUUAAUCGGAGGAAUGAUCGACACGCAGCUUCUGUGAGCUGAACUCUGCAGAAAUGUGCAAACUAAAUAUUGACAGAAGCCGUCGCAGGAGAUGUAUUUCUCUCUGCUCGCAGUCGGAGAGGAUUCUGUGCAGCACUUCAUCAACGGUGAGUAAUACUACAUAUUACUGUACUCAGUACUGCAGUACUGAUCAAUACUGAGUUAAUGCUCAUCAGGGAGGAGACCAGGCAGGAUUUAUUUCACCCUGAAGCGAUUGUGAAAAAUAUAUUUAAUUGUGAUCUUUGAGGGAACAUUUUUAUAUAAUUGUACUUUUUUGUUUAUUAUAUUAUUAUAUUUUUAUCAACCAUAUUUAACUUAUUAAGGUUUGAUUUUUGCAGGAUCUCAAUAAAGAUGUUUGGUGUCAUUUACACAACAUGUCCCGCCACUUUUAAAAGCAUGUGUUAAAAAUUUCCUGAAAUGUUAAAUAACAAAAGAAAAUGUUUUGAGAAAGUUAGAAAGGCUGCCAUGUAAAUAUAGAAGAAAGAAAUGUGUAUUGUCCUAAAAAAGUAAUUUGAAAAACAAGCAACUGAAUACUAAUUUUUAUACUUUGAGUCCGUGUGUUUAGGGUUUACCUGUAUAAAUAAAUAAAGACACAACUUGUUAACGUAAACUCGAGUCUCUGCAGGUGUCUGUUUCUAUCUAGUCUGAUUAAUCGUUCAGUUUGUCCUGAUCGUCACGUGUUUGUCACUUAGAGUAUAUUUCUGUAAAGUAUUUAAUGUAAACACAAGCUACUAUAUAAAAAGUCAUUUUCACACCUUCAGUAUUUUUCAUAAUUCAUAUUGUUUUUUGCAUUUUGUGCUGUUGUUUGUGCAGUUGCCAUGGUGAUAUACCGCAUCGUCGUGUACCAGGAACAUUUGUUCCUCCGCGGCGACGCCCACCGAACCACCGUCCAGCUGGUUGGCAGCAGAGGAGCCAGCGAGCGCGUCCCAUUGGCUGAGAGAUCUGUUUGUCGGGUUUUGAAGAGCAUGUGUUGCUGCUGCAAAACCACAGAAGAAAAAGCAGAAUACGAGGUUCAGUGUCCCAGGAGCCUUGGAGCUCUGCUAUUGGUCCGUUUGGAAGCCCCGCCCACCGCAGCCAGUGAUUGGUUCUGUUUGAAGGUCAUCGUGACAACACCUGAGGGCGGAGUCUCACUGUUCCCCUGCUACCGAUUGGUCAGCUGCUCGACCUCGCUGGCUCUCAGGGAUUCGAUUGCAAAGUUUGUUUUCAACGACGUCCAACCAAUCGAACUGGAUCAGAGGGUGAACGAGCUGACGUGGCGCCGUCACACCUAUCGGUGGAGUUGCUACGACGACGGUCUUCCGGAGACGAUGAAGGCUGACAAUGUAAUGUCACUUCCUGCUGAGGUUCAAUUCUCUGUCUCCAAGGCAACUGACAUGAUUCUGACUGUUGGCAAAGUACUGGUGGAGUUGGGUCUGCAGAGCUUCCUGUUCUCUCAGAAGCGUUGGUCCAGUUUCCAUCAGAUCCAUCAGCUCUGCCAGCAGACCAGGACCCCGACCUGCAGAUUGGUGGAGCGCCUCUGGAGGGAGGACUGGUUCUUCGGACAUCAGUUCCUGAACGGAGCCAACCCGACUCUGAUUCGCCGCUGCACAGAAAUCCCGCCCAACAUGGCCGUUACCGAGGAGACGGUGGCGGUGGCCCUGGAGGGCGGAGCCAGCCUCAGACAGGAAGUGGAGAAGGGGAACGUGUUCGUGGUGGACUACAGGCUGCUGGACGGCCUCACAGCCAACACUGUCAACAGGAAGCAGAACUACCUGACGGCUCCACUCAUCCUGCUGCACCUGAACUCCAGAAACCAGCUGCUGCCUAUUGCUAUCCAGCUGAAGCAGUCUCCAGGUGAGACCAACCCGGUCUUCAUCCCUCAGGAUCUGGAAGCUGAUUGGCUGACAGCCAAAACAUUUGUGCGCUCUGCCGAUUUCGCCGACCACGAGCUGCGUUCUCACUUCCUGCGCACACAUGUGAUGUCAGAGCUCUUCGCCAUGGCAACGCUUCGCAACUUUCCCAUGGUGCACCCUCUCUACAAGCUGUUGGCGCCUCAUUUCCGUUUCACCCUGGAGAUCGACACUCUGGCUCGCCAGCUGCUGCUGUCUGAGGGAGGGUCACUGAAACAGUACACGGCAGUGGGCGGAGCCGCAGCGUUGGAGUUCCUCAGGAGGGCGUCUGCCUCGCUCACCUAUCAGGAUCUUUGUUUACCAGAUGACAUCACGGGGCGUGGCCUGGACUCCAUUCCUGGUUAUUAUUAUCGUGACGACGGCCUGCGGCUGUGGGACAUCAUCCACAAGUACGUAGGGGGCGUGGUCAGCUACUAUUACCGCAGCGACGAUGAUGUCAUCAGAGAUUCAGAGCUGCAGAGCUGGAUCAAUGAGGUCAUCGUGUUUGGGCGCCUCGGAGACGAGAACAAAGGUUUCCCAAAAUCCUUCACUUCAGCGACGGACCUGACGUACUUUGUUACCAUGGUGAUCUUCAACGCGUCGGCACAGCACGCGGCCGUUAAUGACGCUCAGCUGGACUAUUUCGGCUGGAUGCCCAACGCCCCGGUGGGUCUGCUGCGCCCUCCUCCGGCCUGCAGGGGGCGCUGCAGCGAGCGGAGCCUGCUGGACAGCUUUCCUGACGUGGACGCCACUGUGCACGGCCUCGCCACCGUUUACCUGCUCAGCAAGAAACCUGCAGACUUCGUUCCUCUGGGCGGCUCGAAGCAGCAGCUCUUCACCGAGAGCGUUCCCAUGGAGAUGGCGGCCUGUUUCCAUAGCGACCUGAAACGUCUCAGCUGUGACAUCGCGGCGAGGAACGUCGGCCUGAAGCUGCCAUAUGUCUACCUGGACCCCGCCGCCGUGGAGGACAGCGUGACGCGCUGAUGCUACGGCUAGCACUGUCUGCAUUACCUGAAUAUGUUAGCUUAGCAUGACCUUAAUGAGUUAGCUUAGCAGUACAUGAAUUAGUUAGCGUCACCCGAGUGUGUUAGCGUAGCAUCACCUGAAUGAGUUAGCUUAAGAUGAUGUGAAUGAAUUAGCUUAGCAUCACCUAAAUGAGUUAGCUUAGGAUGAUGUGAUUGAAUUAGCUUAGCUUCACCUAAAUGAGUUAGCUUAGGAUGAUGUGAUUGAAUUAGCUUAGCAUUACCUAAAUGAGUAAGCUUAGGAUGAUGUGAAUGAAUUAGCUUAGCAUCACCUAAAUGAAUUAGCUUGGCAUCAUGUAAAUGUGUUAGCUUAGCAUCACCUGAAUGAGUUAGCAUGGCAUCAUGUGGAUAUGUUAGCUUAGCAUCACCUGAAUGAGUUAGCAUGGCAUCAUGUGAAUGUGUUAGCUUAGCAUCAUCUGGCUGAGUUAUUUAUUUUUCAUUUGAAUAAACAGUUUAUAAAAUGUA